This is a messenger RNA of Aspergillus caelatus, 697 nucleotides long. RefSeq lists its product as uncharacterized. The coding region runs from base 330 to 533 and encodes 67 amino acids. The record is from RefSeq and is a predicted model, not a curated record. The transcript is spliced from 2 exons. Lineage: Eukaryota; Fungi; Ascomycota; Eurotiomycetes; Eurotiales; Aspergillaceae.
AUUUGCAAGCGUUUGCGGAAAAUGGCUGAAGUUGCCAAAACGGAAUUUAGACUACCCUACGCCUCCCAGGGGCCGAAAUUAGAAGAGUGGUUUCUCCUUACCGUUCAAGCAUACCUUGCAAAGCAAGGUAUAGACCGUAGCGAUGCUGCCCCUGUCUGCAACCUGGUAUUGGUAUGAUAUUUAAUACGGGAAGCCCAUCGGAUCAUUAUUGUGGAAGACCUGCUCCCCGCUUCUUUCCAAAUCUAUCUGAAGGGAUCGAUUCACGAUUCAUACCGUUUUAACGAUUGUUUGAUUGUACAGGGGAUUGAAGUACUAUUCGGACAAUCCUAAUGCAUCAAUCGACUUCGCCUUCGAAGUAUAUACCUCGGCGGAUUCGACCUGCAAAGGGAACGGUGGUACCGGACGAAUUCUGGGGAGAUAUUGUAGCGGAGGAGUAUCUCAACCUGGACGAUGAAAAUGUCUCUUUGAGCGGUAUUGCCAUAGAAAUAUCCGUCUCAAUGGCCAGCGUGGUCAGCGUACCUAGUAAUUCUUGAAGCUAUCAAGAGCCACUCUUUGAAAAACUGCAUUAUUGUAUCCUGACAGAUUCGAAUCUCCAGAUGUAUGUGAUUCUCAAUACGGAGGGGUUGUUGUCUGUCUUGCAGUUCUAAGCAAUGUCCGCAGUAGUCGGGCAAUCUAGGACGUAGCAUGGCCAUUAGCC